Molecule: messenger RNA, 825 nt
Organism: Spodoptera exigua (beet armyworm)
Lineage: Eukaryota; Metazoa; Arthropoda; Insecta; Lepidoptera; Noctuidae
Source: the annotation of a GenBank genome assembly
CUGCGAUACACAUCGACAUACGGUGAAUAUAUUAAAUUAUUAUCAAUACAUCGAUUCGAUAAGGAUAUUAUCGCCCAUAGUCCACGUCACAACUUUACAUUCACAGAUUUCACAAUGUUGAGGCUUUUAUUUUUGGCUGCAUUGCUGCAGUGCACUAUAUCCCAACAAUAUCAGCAAAAAGUAGCCCCCGGAGUGCCUCCACAGAAUUAUCAGAACUAUCAACAGCCGCCUCCCCCGCCCCCACCUCAACAGGCCAAGACCGCGUUACCUUAUUGCGCUAGCCCCACGUAUCCGGUUAUUCAGUGUAAAGUUAUUCACAACAGUACCAACAGCAACAGCAGUACCAACAGCCGCCUCCCCCCCAACAACAGCAACAAUACCAGCCCCCUCCCCCACCCCCACAGCAACAACAACAACAGUACCAGCAACAACAACAACCGCCACAACAGUUCCAGCAACAGCCCCCUCAACAACAGCAUGGACAUGCUCACCAUGGAGGAACAUAUGGAAGUUCCAAUAGAUACAUCGAAAAUGUCGGAACAAGAGCUACAGUUCCACUACUUCAAGAUGCAUGACGCUGAUAAUAAUAACAAGCUGGAUGGAUGUGAGCUGAUCAAGUCACUUAUACAUUGGCACGAACAAGGACACAAACAGGCGCCUCAAGCCGGAACACCGCCGGUUGGCGAAAAAAUCUUUGGCGAUGACGAAUUAGUGAAUUUAAUCGAUCCCAUUUUAAAUAUGGACGAUCAUAAUAGGGAUGGUUAUAUAGAUUAUCCGGAAUUCGUAAGAGCACAGCAGAAGAGUCAACAAAAACAGGGACAGUAA